Thlaspi arvense is the source of this 1386-nucleotide messenger RNA. The record is from the annotation of a GenBank genome assembly. NCBI's taxonomy places the organism in Eukaryota, Viridiplantae, Streptophyta, Magnoliopsida, Brassicales, Brassicaceae.
AUGGUUUCUUCUUCUUCUUUGUCGGAAGUGGAGAUUAUAUCGCAAUGCUUCGUCCAACCCAAAACUCACCAUGAAAAAUCAAAAGAGCCAUACCAUCUUUCAGCAAUGGAUCAUGUGAUGCUCUCGGUCCAAUACAUCCAGAAAGGUCUUCUCUUUCUCAAACCAUCAAUAACAUCUGACUCUGAUGAUGCAGUCAAAGCAAAAGACUUCAUGGGGCCAUUUUUGGAAAAGCUUAAAGACUCUCUAGCCAUAACACUUGUCCAUUUCUAUCCGCUCGCGGGUCGCCUCUCGACUUUGAAAACCGAUGAUGCAAGAUCCUAUUCGGUGUUUGUGGACUGUAAUAACAGUCCUGGAGCUGGAUUUAUCCAUGCCCAAUCAGAUCUAAGUGUAGCAGACAUUGUUGGGUCCAAAUAUGUUCCUUUGGUUGUUCAAUCAUUCUUUGAUCAUCACAAAGCAGUGGAUAUCGAUGGUCAAACCAUGAGUCUCUUAUCAGUCAAGGUAACAGAGUUGGUAGAUGGAGUUUUCAUAGGAAUGUCUAUGAAUCAUUCGAUUGGAGAUGGAAGUUCCUUCUGGCAGUUCUUCAACUCUUUGUCCGAGACCUUCAAUUCACAUGACAGUACAUUGUUGUGUCUCAAGAAUCCUCCAAUCUUUCGUGAAGUGAACGGUCCUAUUUGCAGGCUUCCCUUCAGUCCACUUGAUGAGUCCAUUCCCCGAUCCGAGUCUCCGGUUUUGAAAGAGAGAAUGUUCCAUUUCUCAGCAGAGACACUGAAAUCACUAAAGUCAAAGGCGAAUCAAGAAUGCGGAACAACAAAGAUCUCUUCUUUUCAGUCCUUAGCCGCAUUUAUGUGGAGAAGCAUAACAAGAGCAAGAAAGUUACCAAAUGAUCAAGAAACUACUUGCAGGUUCUCUGCUGGAAACAGAUCAAGAAUGAGCCCACCAUUGCCGCCGAAUCACUUUGGUGUUUACGUCUCUCUUGCAAUUAAGACUACGAAAAUUGGUAAUCUGUUGGGGAAAGAGUUUGGAUGGGCUGCUUUGGAACUGCAUCAAGCUGUAACCCAACACAAUGGCGAAGCAAUCGCUUCCCAAGUGGAUGGAUGGUUGAACUCUCUUUUAGAAUUGCAAUCAGCGGGAUUUUCCGAUCCGAACCUUGUUCAUAUGGGAAGCUCGCCGAGGUUUAAUAAGUACGGCAGUGAGUUUGGGAUGGGGAAAGCGGUGGCGGCUAGAAGCGGCUAUAACAGUAAGUACGACGGGAAGGCAUCAGCUUAUCCUGGAAGAGAAGGAGGCGGAAGCAUAGAUUUGGAAGUAUGUCUUCUUCCACAGUUUAUGGAAGCUUUGGAAUCAGAUCAAGAGUUCAUGUCCUUUGUCUAUUCUUCUUCUGGUUCUUGA